CCCGCCGUCGCGACCGACGGGUAGGGGAAGUCGACCCCGGCGGUUGGUUCCGCUCUGUGGAGGAGAGAUGAGGAGGCGUAGGGCUCGGGUUGAGGUAGGAAGGAGCCCGUUCCUUAACGCCUCCCGUGACGCUAGUCCCUGAGCCGUGAUGCGAGCGUGGGUCCUAUUCUCCGCGGUGCUCUGGUAUCUCGCAGGAGUUGGAUGGCAGCGAUCGUCCUUAUUCAGUAAAAAAGGCUACGUUUAUGGCCAGCCAGGACACCCAGUGAAAAUAUAUGUAAAAUUACAUCAAAAUAGCCCAGUCCUUAUCUGUAUGGAUUUUAAAUAUGCUAAGAAAGAAAUAGUGGACCCCACCUACAUAUGGAUUGGGCCUAAUGAAAAGACAUUAACAGGAAAUAAUCGAAUAAAUAUAACUAAAAUAGGAGAGCUAUUGGUGAAAGAUUUUCUGGAACCUUUGUCUGGACUUUACACAUGUACUUUUUCUUAUAAGACUGUCAAGGCAGAAACCCAAGAAGAAAAAACAAUACAAAGGAGAUACGACUUUCUGCUGUUUGCCUAUCGAGAACCUGAUUAUUCAUAUCAGAUGGCUGUACGUUUUACCACGAAGUCUUGUGUAGGAAGAUAUAAUGACCUUCUCUUUAGAGUGCUAAAGAAAAUCUUGGAUAAUCUAAUGUCUGAUUUAUCAUGCCAUGUCAUAGAACCGUCAUAUAAAUGUCAUUCUGUGGAAAUUCCAGAACGUGGCCUCAUACACGAGCUAUUUAUAGCCUUUCAAGUUAAUCCUUUUGCACCAGGAUGGAGAAGUUUAUGCAAUAAAUCUGAUGACUGUGAAGAUAUUACCAAUCAUAAUGUCCUCCAGGCAAGAAAUCGAAUAGAAGAAUUUUUUCGGAGUCAAACAUACAUUUUCUACCACCACGUUAAUAAAACUGUACCAGCUAUGCAUUUUGUGGACCACAGUUUUCAAGUAGAACGUCUGGAUAGCUGUCGACCAGGCUUUGGAAAAAAUGAAGGUCUACACAGUAAUUGUGCUACCUGUUGCGUGGUUUGUAGUCCUGGGACUUUUAGUCCCGAUGUUGAUGUUAUUUGUCAGCCCUGCAUUUCCAUCCACAUCUACGGAGCUAAAUCUUGCCCAUAAACUUCAAACAAAAAUCAGCAAUAUGAAGGCUAGAGGUGAAAGCAUUGUUACCCGCUUGUGGAGGUGGGGGACAAAUGAUUUGUUCACAUCCCAGAGCAUCAUAGAUAUUUCCAUUAAGUAACAUCAAUAAGACCAAAACACUGGUAAACAUACUUUAUGGAAAUUUUAAAAGUUGGCAUAGCAUUUCUAAGAAGGAAUUUCACCCAGUAUCUCUAGUAUACAAAGAAAGGAAAGUUUUAAGUAUUAGUGGAUGAUUUUUUAAUGAAAUAUGUUUUGUUGUUUACAAACGGAAUCUGUUGCUCUUGUACCUAAGACUAUAUUAAGGUUAAGAAGAGUGGCAAAGUAUCAUAUAAUAAAAAUUUUAUACUUCUAUAUAUUAAUUUGUUUAUUGUUAUCACUCAUAUGAAAUAAAGGCGUAUAUAUUACCUUUAUAAUUAAAACCAAACAAUUAUUUGUUUUGGUCUGUUUGCUUUUAUUUUUAAAAAUAAUGGAUUCACUGUGAACUCAUGAUGAUUUACAGGUGGCUCAUGCCUCUAAUCCUUGCAGUCUAGGAGGCCAAGGUGAGUGGAUUGCCUGAGUUCACAGGUUUGAGACCAGCCUGAGCCAGGGCCAAAAAUAACUAGGCACUGUGGCAGGUGCCUGUGAUCCCAGUAACUUGGGAGGCCAAGGCAAGAGAAUUGCUUGAGCCCAAGAGUUUGAGGUUGUUGUGAGCUAUGGUGGUACAGCACUCUACCAAACAGCAACAAAAUGAGACUCUGUCUCCAAAAAUAAAUAAAUAAAAUAAAAUAAUGGAUUUUGUUUUUUCAGUAUAAGUUUAGAUUUACAGAAAAAUUGAGCAGAUGAUACGUUAGAGUUCAAUAUACCACUCCACCCCACACUUUCAUCCCUUCUCACAAUUUCCCCUAUUAUUACCACUUGCGUUGGGUAGCACAUUUGUUGCAAUUAAUGAACCAAUAUCCAUACGUUGUUAUUAACUAUAGUCCAUAGUUUAUAUUAAGAUUCAUUCUUUGUGUUGUAAAGUUCUUUGAGUUUUGACAAAUGGUUAAUGACGUGUCUGCCAUUUCAGUUUCACACAGAAUAGUUUUACCACCCUGAAAAUCCCCUGUGCUUCACCUGUUUAUCCCUCCCCACCCUAAGCC
Messenger RNA from Nycticebus coucang (slow loris), 2268 nucleotides. It is a transcript of the gene ZPBP2, whose product is annotated as zona pellucida binding protein 2. Gene Ontology annotation, biological process: binding of sperm to zona pellucida; acrosome assembly. The transcript is spliced from 8 exons. The record is from RefSeq and is a predicted model, not a curated record. NCBI's taxonomy places the organism in Eukaryota, Metazoa, Chordata, Mammalia, Primates, Lorisidae. Gene Ontology annotation, cellular component: extracellular region; acrosomal vesicle; zona pellucida receptor complex. Bases 149 to 1129 code for a protein of 326 amino acids.